AUGAUCUCCCACGUCCCCGCGAGCGAUGACUUCCUGUGGCAGGUGACGAAGAAACACAACGCGUUCACGCGCGCGUCGACGAGCGGACACGGCGCGCGAUUCAGCGCGGAACCGGGCAACGUGACCGCGGAGGUGUCGUUCCGCGCGAGCGGGCUGGCGAACGCGAAGACGAUCGAUAUUCGCGAGCACGACGGCGGGAAGGGGAAGCCGGCGGCGACGUGCGAUGGGAAGAAAUUGUGCGGGUCGUUCAAGUCGCAGGCGGGCGAGGUGAAGAUCGCGGCGAAGGCGCGACCGGACUUGGAGAAAGCCGCGCUCGCUCGCAUCUCCGCCAUCAACAAGGCGGGUCGCGUGAAGUGCGCCGCGUAA
This is a messenger RNA of Ostreococcus lucimarinus CCE9901, 366 nucleotides long. It is a transcript of the gene RPL28, whose product is annotated as Ribosomal protein L28, component of cytosolic 80S ribosome and 60S large subunit. NCBI's taxonomy places the organism in Eukaryota, Viridiplantae, Chlorophyta, Mamiellophyceae, Mamiellales, Bathycoccaceae. Gene Ontology annotation, molecular function: structural constituent of ribosome. The transcript has 2 exons. The record is from RefSeq and is a predicted model, not a curated record. Gene Ontology annotation, biological process: translation. Gene Ontology annotation, cellular component: ribosome; cytosolic large ribosomal subunit. The coding region runs from base 1 to 366 and encodes 121 amino acids.